Messenger RNA from Astrephomene gubernaculifera, 4420 nucleotides. NCBI's taxonomy places the organism in Eukaryota, Viridiplantae, Chlorophyta, Chlorophyceae, Chlamydomonadales, Astrephomenaceae. The record is from the annotation of a GenBank genome assembly.
UGUUUAUGCAGAUAGCCAUACUUGACGUGCAUGAAUUGUUCAUACCACACCUAUCAAAGCUCGGCCGCGUCGCGCCUCAUAUUAAGUCCUGGACUUCCUUGCCCUUUCGUGGGCAAGACGUAGGCAACGUCUUUACAUAGUAACGACUUGGCGUAUGCGUAUACCUUAGCAAGAUGCCAGGUGGAAACUAGCCGAUGCAAUCUAGCAGGGAAUCCUAAAGCACCUGUCACCGAUACUGGGCAAUCAUGCGGACAGGUGCAGGAUUACUUAAUCACAACCAUCACCUGGUGGAGACUCCAAGUCUCGUUUGCCCAGCUGCUCAGAAUGGUAGAGUGGCUACGUGGCCGAAACGCUGCGGGAGAAUACGCCGGCCACUUAUAGUGCCAAGGGCUGCGUCGACGCUGCCUGGCACGAAUUCUCGUGUGCCUUCCGUCCCACCCAUACCGUCGCCUAGCCCGGCAGCUGCAUCGACAUCCGGAACUUGGCGUGAGGCCAGCCCGAACGGGGCAAGCAAAAGCUAUACCACUGCAACUGGAAGCCUCAACGGCACAAACCCGCAGAGCAGCGCCAUCAACAACAAUGGCUAUCCCUCAGGCAGUAGCAACGGCGCAGCAACCGCAGCUUCCUCUGCUGGCCGCAGCAUCAGCAGCAGCAAUGGCGGCCCAGACGGAGACGGCGGCCCCGCGCGUCCUUCUCCUUCGCCAUCCUACCGUGCCCCCACGCUGCUCCCCACCGCCGACCUUCAGCAGCAGCAAGAAAAAGGGCGGCAGCAGCAGCCUCCACGGUCCUCAGCCCCGCAGCAGCAGCAGCAGGGACCGGGGGAGCCGGACGAUGAAGACGCGUCAGACAUCGAAAUCCCAGAAUUCAUGGAGCCCUCCGUCUACAACGCGGCCAUGAACAGCCGCUACUGGGAGACGCGGCCGGUGCGGGUGCUGGCGCGCAUGCUGCGCAUCGGGCUGGAGUUCGGGGGCUGGGCGGCGGGCUGCAGGGCGCGGGGGCUGCGGCUGCGGGACGCGGCGGUGCAGGAGGCGGCGGCGGCGGAGGCGCUGAAGGAUGUGCUGGUGCGGCUGGGUCCUGCGUUCGUGAAGAUCGGUCAGGCGCUGUCCAGCCGGCCCGACGUGCUGCCCCCGCCGUACAUCGCGGCCCUGGAGGCGCUGCAGGACCGCAUCCCGCCCUUCCCGGAUGCAGCGGCUAUGGAGGUGCUGGAGGCGGAGCUGGGUGCGCCCCCCUCCGCGGUGUUCGCCCGGCUGUCCCCCCGCCCGGUGGCGGCCGCCUCGCUGGGUCAGGUGUACCGGGGGGCGCUGCGGGCGGAGCUGGGGGGCGGGGAGGUGGCGGUGAAGGUGCAGCGGCCGCGGGUGGCGCAGAUGAUUGCGCAGGACGUGUACAUCCUGCGCCUGCUGGCUGGCUGGCUGCGCACCGCCCGCCGCCUGAACACCGACCUGCCUGCGCUGGUGGACGAGUGGGCGUCCUCGCUGUUCCGCGAGCUCAACUACCGCACCGAGGCGGACAACGCGGUGCGGUUUAAGCAGCUCUUCUCGCACCUGCCGCAGGUGUACGUGCCGCACAUCUACGACCAGCUCACCACCGCCAAGGUGCUCACAAUGGAGUGGAUCGAUGGGGAGCGACUGCGCACCGCAGGAGCCUCGGCAGCGGAGCGCGGCAGCGCCCCCACCUCUUCCCCCUCCUCUUCCCCCUCCUCUUCCCCCUCCUCUUCCCCCUCCUCUUCCCGCAUCCCGUCCGCCUCCACCUCCGCCCCCAGCCCCCCCUUUCCCCCUGCCGCCCGGCGCUCCGAGGACCUGGCGCUGGUGGAGGUGGGCGUGCGGUGCUCGCUGGAGCAGAUGCUGGAGGAGGGCUUCUACCACGCGGACCCGCACCCCGGCAACCUGCUGCGCACCCCCGACGGGCGGCUGGCGUACCUGGACUUCGGCAUGAUGGGGCAGAUCGACGAGCGCACCCGCACCGCGCUCAUGACCGCCACGCUGCACCUAGUCAACAGGGAGUACGGCAGGCUGGCGGAGGACUUUGUGACCCUGGGGUUCCUGCCGGCGGGCACGGACCGGGAGGCGGUGCUGCCGGAGCUGACGGCUGUGUUCUCCGACGCGCUCAAGGGCGGUGUGAGCAACCUGUCGUUCGGGCAGCUGAGCGGCAACCUGGGGGCAACCAUGUACAAGUACUCAUUCAGGAUACCUCCGUACUACACACUGCUAGUGCGGUCGCUGUCCGUACUCGAAGGCAUCGCGCUCGCCUCGGAUCCGAACUACAAGGUGCUGGGCUCCGCCUACCCCUGGAUCGCGCGGCGGCUGCUCACGGACCCCUCGCCCGACCUGCGCCAGGCGCUGCGGCGGCUGCUGUACAGCGGGGAGGGGCGGUUCAGGUUCGACCGGCUGGAGUCGCUGCUGAGACAGGCAGCCAAGUCGGCUAACCGCUUGAAACGACCCGCGGUUCCAACGGCCCCUCAACAACCAUCACAGCAGCAGCAACCAGCGACAUCUACGACGAAUAGCACAACUGCUAGCAGCAGCACCACCACCACUGUGAGCGCAGGCGUGAGCAGUAUCAAUAGCAGCAGUGGCAGCACCACCAGCACUACCAGCAGCAGCAGCAGCAGCAGCAGUGGCGGCGGUGCAUUGGCGCUGCUGCUCAGUCCCGACGGCGAGUUCGUGCGGGGUAUCCUGCUAGACGAGGUCGCCAAGGGUAUCGACGGGGCCUGGCGCAUCGCCGCCGACGCCACCCUGGCCUCCGUUCGGCAAACCAUCACCAACCUGCCGUCCGCGGCGCUGCCGGUGCUGUCACUCCUGCCGGGGGGGUCCCUGAUCGCAGCCGCACUGCUCGCCACCACAGCCUCCUCCUCCUCUUCCUCGUCGUCUCAGAUUGGUAGCAGUAGCGGGGCAGGAGGCGCGGGCCCUGCCGAUGGCGGCAGUAGCAGUAGCGGCAACGGCGGCAGGGCAGCUGUUGCAGUGCAGCGGUCUCUGUCGGCGGCGUUGGCUCGGUUGCCUGCUUUGGCAACGGAGGACGACAGGGCUCAGGUGGCUGGGUUGCUGCAGCUGGGGAAUGCCCUUGCGGACGUAGCAGGUCUCAAGCUCCCAGCCCUGCUAUCGCCCUCUGCCUCGUCCCCAGCAGCAGCAACGACGGCCUCAGCACCAACAGCAGCAGCAGCCACUGCCUCCACACUAUCACAGUCGUCCGCAACCCCUGCAGAUGGUCCCUCCACCUCUUCUUCGGAGUUGUUCGAGGCCGCCGCGCAGGCCGCCGAGGCGGUGCGCUGGCUGGCUGCGGAGGCUGCUGAGCUGCCGCGGGAGGCGCGCGGGGAGCUGCUGCAACUGCCGCUGCAGCUGGGGCGCAGGGUGGCCUCCCGGGUGACGGCACGCGCGCUGCGGUCGCUGGUGCUGGGGGCCGGGACGGAGGGGGCGGGGGAGCUCGAGGCAGGCGGCGCUGCACCCGCACCCACACCCGCCGCUCCGCUGGUGCCGCCUGCGGGGCCGUGAUGAGGGGCCGCCUGGGCCGCCACGGCUGGGCGGGGAGAGGUGGAGCCGCCUCGCGUUGUCUUGGACCCGUGGGUCGGAGGCUUGGGUCGUGGCAAUGGUGGGAGGCUCGGACUGGGGUUUGUGGGGCCGCGGUCCGACCGGCCUUGGGAGUAAUGAGGAAGUUCUUGGGGAGAAAAAGGGGGUGUAUGGUGGAGAGGACUAACUGGUAUGCACUGGAAUUGCCCAGGCGUGGAUACAGUGAUGGAUGGGGGGUUUUAAUGAGCUGUCAAUGUUGCUUCAGACGGGGACGUUGCGGCGCUGCGUUGGUGAUGGGAGCCAUGGCUGUUGGGUAGUCGGACUUUAUAUUACAGUUCUUAGGCGGUGUAUCGUAAGCCGUAUGUUGUCUUUCUGAUCCGACCGUAUUAUUAGUAUGUUGUUGCCGUUACAAAAAAAGGGCCCUCACAAGUGCAUGUGCACUUCCCCAAGGCGGGAGGUGUGUUUUGGCUUGCGCUGUUGAGGGGUUUACGCAGCCAGGUGUGUGGGUUACUGCUGGGUGAGUACCGGUGUUGGGCGAAAAUGGCGGGUGCGAUGAACCAUGGGUCGGCGCCCAAGCUUGCAUGGUAGUCAAUGCAGGAUAGCUAGAAGGGAAAUCAGAUGUCGAGAGGCAGGCCAGCAGGCAGGUAGGCAGGAACGGUACGUAUGAUACGUCGGGCAGGCAGGAUAUCGGAGGGUAGCAACUAGGAACCGUGCAGGCUAGAGCAGGUGGGAAACCACUGGGUCAAAGAGGGUUUUGAAGCUCAAGGGGCAAACGCAUGGGGGCAUGCCAUGCAAGUACAGGCAGGGAACCCUGCAUUACAUAUCGUAUACGUGAGGAUCACGUCUUGUAGCAUUGUCGUACGGUGUACAACAUGCGGCUACACUUUGUUUUGUUUACAUGCACGGUUUCAUGUUUGCGA